CUGCGAACGGAUAUGUUGUCGUCGGCGCCGUUUCGUUCAUCGCUUUUCGUUUGCCACGACGAUAAAACGAUCGAGUCCGGCAGGAACGCGCAAAUUUUCGCCGCGGAUGUAAAUUUUCGGGACUAUCGUCUGGCAACGUUUCGCCUGACGCGGUUCCUCGACGAUGAUGAAAACGCGCGAUCUUUGACGAUAGAUCCUUGAGUUUCAAAGAGACGAUUCCCGAAACAGAAGACAGUGAUUUCCGGUUUAACGUGCCGCAACCACGUGUGAUUUGACAGCGAACGCUUCUCUUCGCAAAUAAUUAACUCGCGAAUCAUUGAUAUUUUUGCGUGAUCGAGAAGAUCCGCGAUCGAGAUCGAGAGCGCGCGACGCGACGCGCCAGUCGCGGGUUCUUCGUUGCACUGAACGAGACCGAAAGUUUUUCACCGAAAGAGUGAAAGAGGAAAAAGCAUUGGCAAUCGCAUUCGUGCGCUUAUGACCGUGAUUCGCGUCCGCCGCAUUGUCCCCGAUCUCUUUAUUCCACGUUCUUUAUUCUUCCCGCGACGCGUCCGCUUAUCGCAACUCCGCUAGCGAUAAACCGAGGGCUUACGACUGACCCGUGUACUGCACUGGAUGCGCGCAAUAAACGCGUCGUUUAUCUCGAGCGCAUUAACGCAGUUCGCGUAGUGCGCUACUCGCCGCUCGCGUCGACGGUGGACAGAGGCUGGCGCGCGGAAGAAGACGGUGAUCGAUACGGUCGAUCUUCGCGACCGCGGCCGUCGCGUCGGAUCGAAUAACCGGCGCGGCGUGGACGGCUCGAUCGAGCGUUCGCGUUGGAUUUCCACGAAGGCACACCGUUCGGACGCUGUAACCGGAGCUGAAAGCCACACCAAUUCCGAAAGGGGCAGAGUUACAGAGCGGAGAAACAGCAGUAUCGCGACGUCGAUUUGUUCGACAACAACGACCGCUCGCGAUAUCGCGUGGACGCCGUUCGUGGUUUCUCGAGAUCGACGAUCUUCAUCGACGAUCCGGCGCUCUCAAAAAUCCCGAAGGCGAUACAGGUGUAAAAAAUUAUAAUUGAACAUUAUAAGUGAUCGUCUCGCGGAGAACUCGAUUUGACGACGUUAUUGGCGAAACGGGAAAUAAACAGUGACGGCUCUUCCCGGCAAUUAUUAGUCGUCGAGAGAUCCGCGACGGGAUGCACCCCUGGGCCGGAAGAAGGUGCGCUAAUUAACUGCGACGUCGGUCUAGUGUCAUCUCGCCGAAUGUUCACAAUUUUACCAAGUGCGACGCUGUGUGUGCUGUCAACGUGGACUUGGCAAUCGAGCCAGCAAAAGCCUUAAACGUUGCCUUUCAUCGGUAUAGUCAUCUCAAAGUGAUCUGUUCGUCCAUGACAUGCAUAUUGAUGGCGUAUGAGACGCUACCGUACGGUGGGCGGAACGAACGCGAGGACGAAAUAAAUCAUCGACAAGUGCGUGCCCGUGGGAUGCAUUACGCGCAUUACCUCGAGAGGAUCUCCGUCGUCGUGGCAGGGUCGAUCGGGCGAAAUAAUGCGAUCGAAACGCAUCAGGAAAGCGGCGCUGUUCAGAUUGCUCAGAUACAGACAGUGCGCCAGGUGCCGGAAGAUAACUUAGCGUACCCGAGAGUAUUCGGGGCGAUAGGUCGACGGGGAUAAAGAGAAUAGGGGAGCGCACAUACAUACGAGAGCACAUGAGACUGAUCGCCGCUGCGGCAAUGAUCGACGAGCGUAAUUUCACUUCGCUGGCUGUGAUUUUUACUCCUAGACUCCCGACUCCAGAGGCUUGACGCGUGGAAAUCGCUAAGACUGAUCAAGGUAGACUGCUCAGUGACUUCGCCGAAGAACACGUAAGCCUGGAAAUCUGGAAACAUCGUUCUACGACGAAUCAACACACGAAGGGAACGUGGUUGCCCUCAAGAGUUCAAGGACCACUGUAAACAUCGAGCUUCUUCAAGUCUUCUAGUCCUGCCGUCGAGUGAAUCGAUCGGCCAGUCAUAAAGUCUUCGGUUAUUAAUAUAUCUGGUAGCGCGAAGCGUGAGAAGAUUGUGGUGUUCUGUGAAAACUGCAAGGAUCACAGUGUCCGUUAAUCGUUUUGAGUACCAUGACGUUUAAGUGUUAACCGCGGAAGAAAACUUUGAUCCCGUUAUAUGACGGCUCGAGAUGCCUCGCGCGUCUUAUCGAGUUCGCACCACCCGUCGUCGUCACCGUACCGGAUAUCCUCUGGAGUCUUUCGACAGGAUCGCACGGGCGUACCCGAGGACCGCGAGAGUUAAUUAAAAUGCGAGAGUUGAACGACACCGCAUGCACUGCUUUAUACGAGGGCGUCGAGUGGUCAAGCCUGUGGAACGUGAUUGCCCUAAUCGUCCUGGCGAUCGUCGAUGUCAUGGUGGUGGUGGGUAACGUCCUGGUCAUUCUGGCCGUCUAUUGUACCAGCAAGCUGAGGAACGUGACGAAUAUAUUCAUCGUGAGCCUGGCGGUCGCCGAUCUGUUGGUCGGCGUCGCUGUCCUGCCGUUCAGCGCGACCUGGGAGGUUUACAAGGUCUGGAUAUACGGAAAUAUCUGGUGCUCCAUGUGGCUGGCGGUCGACGUUUGGAUGUGCACGGCGUCGAUAUUGAAUUUAUGCGCCAUCAGCUUGGAUAGGUACUUGGCGGUGACCAGGCCAGUCAGUUAUCCUCAGCUUAUGUCGACAAAGAGGGCUAGAUUGCUGGUGGCCACCGUUUGGGUUUCGAGCUUCGUUAUCUGUUUUCCGCCUUUAGUCGGCUGGAAGGACAAACGGUCGCAUACUACGUUCAAUGAUACGUAUCCCUCGUACGGCCCGUCCAACACUACCACUAUACUUGUACCGAUGAAGCCGUGCCCAUGGAUCUGCGAGCUGACCAACGACGCCGGCUACGUCGUUUACAGCGCCCUGGGCUCCUUCUACAUACCGAUGCUAGUGAUGAUGUUUUUUUAUUGGCGGAUCUACAACGCCGCGGUUUCCACGACGAGGGCCAUUAAUCAAGGUUUUCGCACAACAAAAGCCUCGAAAAUGUUUGGCACCAGGUUCGACGAACAAAGACUGACCUUACGAAUACACCGUGGCCGCGGUAGCGUCCACAACGGCAGCAACAACGGCAACUCGAGAAGUCCGGACUCGAGCAGCCGCAGCUCCGUUAAGCGGGAGAAGUUCAAGAUCUCGGUCUCCUAUCCCAGCACCGAGACUCUCAACACGAAGUGCAACACCCUCAACAGAACGCCGUCGAGAUGCUCGCAAAUCUCGGUUCAUUACAGCAACGGGCAGACGCAGACGCAGCUUUGUCCGGCCUCGCAAAACACGCAUCUUAAGGUGGGUGGUGUCAAUAGGGUCGGCAGCAGCAAAAGACCGAGCAGGCGGAGCAGCUGCGAGAGUCAGAUGACCGGCGACGAGUUGUCGCUGCGCGAGAUGACGACGAGCAACGAGGAGAAGCCGCGAGUGAUGAAGCUGGGCAAGAGAAACAUAAAAGCCCAAGUGAAGAGAUUUCGCAUGGAGACGAAGGCGGCGAAGACCCUGGGCAUCAUCGUCGGCGGCUUCAUUAUGUGCUGGCUGCCUUUUUUCACCAUGUAUCUGGUGCGCGCGUUCUAUCCGAAUCACAUCCAUCCAACCGUCUUCAGCGUGCUGUUCUGGCUAGGAUACUGCAAUUCCGCGAUAAAUCCGUGUAUCUACGCCCUCUUCAGCAAGGACUUCCGCUUCGCUUUCAAGAGAAUCAUCUGCUGCAGGUGCUCCUGCAUACAACGCGCCAACACCCUGCGACGUGGCAGUGACGGCAGCCAAUUGGCAAUGAGGAACGAACGAAGCCCGAGUUACUCGAUCCGCGUGGCACAGCACGGCACCUCCAUCGACGACUCGGAUCCGGAUCCGUCGUUGGAGGCGACCCACUCGCAGAGCGAGUCCAGAUGAUUGUAGCGACAUGUCCGUUCCGGCACGCAGCGCGUCACCUUCAAUCCCCGAUCCUCCAAAGCGAGGAUAUUCUCUUUCUGAUGAUGGCGUGAUGGCGCUCCGAAAGCCGCGCUCGACACACGGCCAUCACGUCAUGACGACGACGAGUCGCCGCCGCCCGCGCGCGGCCUCCUCGACGCUUGGUGUGCCAACGUAAAUCGGUUCCGCCGUUCUGCCAGACUAAACGUUGCGUCAGCAUUUCGCGUAAAUCAGACACCCCGGUGAAGCUGGGAAAUGCGCCCGGACUUUAUCUGCGUAUCUCGCCGCGAAUGCACGAAAUCGGUAGGCGAGUUAACAGACAGGUAACGAGCGACGCGCGAGUCAGACGAACCGAAUAACGUACCACUCGCUCAGCCUGUCUAGUUUAUUACUUUUUGUCGUUGAAAAGAAAAACCCGAUGCUUGGCUGGUCCAUGUAAUCUCGCUACAACGGCGACUUUACUUCGACGCCAGGUCAACAGAGAAUGUAAAAAGCUCCGGGUAGUUUCUUCAGCGAGGCAACAAAUAAUUUGAUGCUUGGUCUGCUUCCUCGCUAAAUCGCGCGAUCUCGCUGUAACGAGUUUAUAAGCCAGCGGAGGGGUAAGUCAAGUAGCGGAUUGCUCUCUCUCCUCGCUUUUCUGUCAUCUACUAGAGACUAAAAGAAAAAAAAGAAGGAAAAAGAAAACGCAAACUAGGUACUGUGCGAUUUGCCUUCGCGCUGUAAUUGCGGCGAGGUCGACGGAAACAGAGGACCAGGUGGAGCUUCGCGAUGCGCGUCUACUCGGAAUUGAAUUCUAGCGCGACAGACCUGGAACGCGGGCGCUUCAUCCGCGCGAGAAGCGUGAGAAAAAGAGAAGACGAGAGAAAUUCGACUUUUCUUCGCGAGAAUAAUCAUCGCGGCGCUUCGCUUCGAUUCGUACAUUCGGGCUACACGAGGAGCUUCCCACGGUUUGUCCUUCGUAAAAGGACCGUCUUCUUGCGUCCGGUAGACGCAGUAAGUCACAGCUAGUUUUAAUAUACGUUACGUGUGUCCCACGCAGAUCACGAUCGAUCAGAGAGAAUAAUUGAUCGUUCAUUAGAUCUGGAAUAAUCUCCGAUAAUCUCCGAUAAUUUCGCAUAAUGUGUACGCAAGUCGGUGUGCCUUCUUUCGUCAUCUCGCAGUAGAGAGUACACCGUUUUUCGCGACGAGAGAAAAUUACCCGCUCUCCGUUCUUCCACACGGAUACGCGCGAGCGCGCGCAUAUACACGCACACACAUACACAGAGCCGUUUUGCAAUGUUAUUUAUUCGUUCCGAUAUACGAUACGAUACUCGCGCAAGCGAAUUACACGUGUAGUUUCUAGUCCCUAUAAGCCCUUUCCCGGUUUCGAACGGACGAUCGGAUCGACCGAUCAACCAACUCGCUGCCGAUCGCCCUCAAUCGUCUGUGUGUGCGUUGCGCCACGCAUUUCGUCUUACGUCGCCGUCAAAGAUUUGCGCUUUGAAGACUUGAGAAUCAUCGCGGGUCGUUCUCAAGCUGGGAAAGAAAGCAGGAGUUGGACAAUCGCCUCGCGUCCGAUCGGGAACGAGCGUCCGACAGGCGCGCAGACGUAAAAACGAGCGACGCAGACCUCCUAUGUACAUAUCGAUAUCUAUGUGUACGCAACAACACGCUAAGUAUGUCGUUAUAUCUUCUAUAUGAACCGAUGUUCGCGUGCACGCUCGCAUAAAUCGGCGUUUCUCCUCCCCCUCCCGCACUCUUCAUCUUCCGUAUUUUUUCAUUCGAGCGAUUCUCGAAUGCAUUCGAAAUGCAUCUGGAAUAAGGUCGCGCAAUUCUUCGAUGGCAUUGAUCCGUGCGUUUUUUUUAUCCCGCACGUAUUAUCGAUUUGCAAAACAUUCGAAUCACAUCGUCAUCGCCGCGCGAGCAUGGCACAUGUAUUACUUUGUACAAUGGGUCAAUGUCGGUGCGGAUACCGCCCGGGCGACGCUACAUCUCAUUUUUGCAGAAUUUCCCGAUUCAUCUUCCUCAGAUCGCCGUCAUAGUUUUUCGCAACUGUAAUUCGACGGGGGCGGCGAGACGACCGAUCGAUUUAAAGAAAAAAAAUGCGUGAUUUAUGUAUUAUGUGAUAUAUCGUAUAAAUAAGUAAGCAAACGGAUGGAAAUAAAUAUGUGAGUACGUAUAAACA
Messenger RNA from Temnothorax curvispinosus, 6096 nucleotides. It is a transcript of the gene Oamb, whose product is annotated as octopamine receptor Oamb. Gene Ontology annotation, biological process: adenylate cyclase-activating adrenergic receptor signaling pathway. Bases 2277 to 3914 code for a protein of 545 amino acids. Gene Ontology annotation, molecular function: G protein-coupled amine receptor activity. NCBI's taxonomy places the organism in Eukaryota, Metazoa, Arthropoda, Insecta, Hymenoptera, Formicidae. The transcript is spliced from 12 exons. The record is from RefSeq and is a predicted model, not a curated record. Gene Ontology annotation, cellular component: membrane.